CUUGGACACAAAUGAAAUUCAUAAUUUAUUAACGCUGUUGUUUCCGCAAGGACAUUUGGUCAAAGACUUGAUUUAAAACACACACAGAUAUUCAGUUUAGCGUUUUCUGUGAGGAAUAGAAGUUUGUAGCGCGGAUUACCGGGCAUCGUUUUUAAAUUAAUCUUGAGAAAAUAAGCGACAGUCCCAAGGCAAUUGACAUCAAACCAUUAAAGCUCAUUAGGAUUUAAGCUAUAACCGGUAGAAAGUCUGGAACGAAGCGGUUGUUUGUAAAUACAAAUUGUAACAAAGCUGCUAUAUGCAACAUGGAUUCUUCAGAUUGCAGUCCUCAAUCCAAACGGCAUUCGUAUCCAGUGAUUUUGACUUAUACUGAAACUCUAAGCGUCCUGAGCGAGAAUCAAAGGGAGUAUAAUCGAAAAGAAUCCAUUAAAAGGAGUAAAACUCCAGUGUUAGGUCAAACUGGAAGCGAUGAAGAACGAAGACAGAAGCUUCAACAAGCGCUUGACUGGCUCAGCCAAGAAUUGGUAAGUAUAUAUGUUUACUUAUAUUAGGAAUCUACAGCAUAGGUUCUAGGUUUUACUAAGCACUGUCGCACAGCAGUUGCCAUAAACAUUUCUGAAAUGGAUCACCGCCAAUAUACACUACUACAAUUCGGUCAACUGUUUCAUAGUUCGCAUUGAAUAGUUUUUGACAUCACUAGUUUGACGUGAAGAACUAGUGCCGUAGUGAUAUAUGGUGAAGAAUAAAGGUAAAAGCAAUGAUAGUCCAGGAGUUCCCUUUUCGCCUUCGGUUAACUUACCCAGUCUCAACUGUAAAUCAUGCAGUGGCAAUUUCUGCUAUGGAGAAGUACUGACUGCCAUCACAUUAAACAAUUCGAAAUCAGGGAUAGACGCUUGACUAUUGUGCCGUUUUACUUCGAAGGGAUUCGGUUUCUUACUUAGCUUUGUCUUAAAGAAUUGAUAAAUUUUAUGAAAAGGAAAGUACACGAAUCACAUGCAACUUUUUGAUCUUCAACACAUUUUUUUAAGAUGAAACUAUUUGAAAAGCAUAUUUGAAGUAAUGCUUCAUAUUUUUCACGAGUAGUGGCAACCAACUUCUUGUUUAAAUAUUGCCUAUAUACACAAUGUCAAACUCUCUACAUUUCCUAUUCAGCAACUUCUAAAUUUGGCAAUGAUAUCAUGGAUCAAUGUAAAAAAAAGAUAAUCGUAAAUUAUCGUAUCUAUUAAAGACAAGACCUCCACGGGUGUUCAAUAAAUUGAAACAAAAACAUAUCAAACACAACUUCAUUAUAAUGCAUAGACAAAAACAACGCAUUCUACUGAGAAAUGGGAGAAAUAUCCACAGGAGUCAAGCUUACGCGUCGCGUCUACAUAGAGGAAUAGAUUUCGUUCAGAAAUUUUAGACAGAAUAAUUUUGGAAGAAAUUGAAGAAGAGGAAAGAUAUAAAUACUCGGUGUCCUUGGAAGACAAACAAAUCACUUUUAGCCUGACCUUUGUGGGAUUGUGGUUUCGAUGAGGGUUGAAAUUAAAGCGUUUUGAUUAAUAUUUGACGAUUAUAUCAGUCAAUCUUUUUUAAAAGAUAAUAAAAUGACAUUAAAAUCUGAAAUGAUACUGCAAGAUUUUGCGAGAGCAUAAACUAUAAAACCGAUAAGCUUUCAGUAGAAAUAUACAGGUAGAAUUUGAACAUGAUAAGUAUAUGCAAGGGUAAAUUCUUACAGGUGUUUAAUGGACGCAAAUUGUCGUCUCGUGUAUAUGCUAAUGAUGCUAACUUGCAUAGCAUAAUCGUUUUCCCUGUAUGAGGUGUAGACUUACUGCCGUGGUUUGUGUCUGGACUACCCGCAAAACAUUACAAACACUUUUAAGUUUUUAAUGCUAGUCUCAAUAUUUAGUUAGUAUUUUUAAUUCAUAAUAGUUGGCGCGAUAUCCCUCAAGGAUUUUGCCGACUUUAACCAAUGUAAAUGUAAAUGAAAAUGUGCAUGUAGCUCACUGGAAGCUCGUGUGUAAGAGAUUAAAAUUUUCUCACUUUUCGACAUUUUCCCAUUCUAGAAAGACAUGUAUCACCAAGACAAGUUCUUACUUCGUCAGUUUAAUCAUUUAAACCGAAGCAUUCAGGAACUUAAAGACAAACGAGAGGUUAAAGAAGAAAGCGAGGUAAACUGCCGAUACUUUAUAGAGUUAAAAUAUAAAUUAACCAACUUUGUUUAUACUGGAUAAAUCUAUCAGUGAAAAUGUAUAAAUGUACUAUUUUCAUUUACCAGAUAAAACCAGCUAAAACAACUCGUGAUAAAGCAGAGCAGGGCAAGAAUCGUAAACCAAAACCUCAAGAACCACCCACAGAAGAGCAGAAAGUACCUCAACCAAAGAAAGAACCAGAGCCAAUAAUUCACGGGGAAUUCAAACUGGAAGACUUGAAACAAGCUCAAAUAAGACAAGCACAAAAACGCCAGGCUGAACAGAAACUACAAGAAGAACUAAGUAAAUAUAAAGAACUAAAUGUAAACAAAAACAAACAAAAACAUGAAUCAAGUAAACAAAAACAAGAGCAGAGUAGACAAAAGUCACAAGAGAGUAAACUGAAACAACAAGACGACACAAAACACGAUAAACGCUCGUUGAACAGCGAGUACGAUUCCGAUUAUGGCUCCGACCAGAGUGUGGAUAAAUAUGAAGUGGAUUAUCUACAGCCACAGAAAAACAUUGCUAUUAGUAGUAAGAGUCCCAAGGUCUCCCCGAAACAACAGCGCAAACGCUGGUCGUGGUGGAAAUAGUGGAUAAGUAUGGAUAGGUACUGUACAUAGAGGAUAAAUAAAGAGUAUCUAUGGCUACAUUAAAGGAUACAUAAAUGAUAACCGUGAAUAGAUAUAUCAUGGAGAAAUAAAGGAUAAAUAAAAU
This is a messenger RNA of Paramuricea clavata, 2888 nucleotides long. The record is from the annotation of a GenBank genome assembly. Lineage: Eukaryota; Metazoa; Cnidaria; Anthozoa; Malacalcyonacea; Plexauridae.